Rotaria sp. Silwood2 is the source of this 492-nucleotide messenger RNA. The record is from the annotation of a GenBank genome assembly. Lineage: Eukaryota; Metazoa; Rotifera; Eurotatoria; Philodinida; Philodinidae.
AUGUCUGGCUUAAUUGCUGAUGCAAAAACUUUAAUUGAUAAAGCACGCGUUGAAGCACAAAAUCAUUGGUUUACACAUAAUGAACGUAUGACAAUUGAAUCAAUUACUCAAUCUGUAUCAAAUAUGGCGUUAGCAUUUAGUGAUGAUUCGGAUGAAGUUGCACCUAUUUCACGUCCAUUUGGUGUUGCACUUUUAUUUGCUGGCUGGGAUGAAAAUGGUCCACAUUUAUUUCAUCUUGAUCCAUCAGGUACAUAUACUGAAUAUGAUGCUAAAGCAAUUGGAUCAGGCAGUGAAGGUGCUGAUCAAACACUUCAAGAUGUUUAUCAUAAAUCAAUGAAAUUAUCAGAAGCAUGCAAACAUGUUUUAACAAUUCUUAAACAAGUUAUGGAAGAAAAAUUGAAUGCAACUAAUGUUGAAAUGGCUACAGUUGAUGCUAAAGGUUAUCGUUUAUUUAAAAAAGAAGAAAUUGAUGAUAUUAUAAAAAAUAUGUAA